Messenger RNA from Toxotes jaculatrix (banded archerfish), 2629 nucleotides. Its product is annotated as fucosyltransferase 7. The record is from RefSeq and is a predicted model, not a curated record. Bases 145 to 1194 code for a protein of 349 amino acids. Gene Ontology annotation, molecular function: alpha-(1->3)-fucosyltransferase activity. NCBI's taxonomy places the organism in Eukaryota, Metazoa, Chordata, Actinopteri, Toxotidae. The transcript has 2 exons. Gene Ontology annotation, cellular component: membrane.
AUGUGAGAGAAGCAGGAUUUCCUUUAUGUUCCAGGAUGUAUUGAGCAGGACAGUUCUACAGGCAGCUGACAGCCUGAUGCCACUCCACACAGGGGUUCCACACCAGUGAUCGUGAUCUUUUGAAGUGGAAUACGCCCGGUCGCCAUGACACCAUGUGAAUCCAGAAGUUUCCUCCUCUUCCUCUUCCUCCUCCUUGUCCUUUUCAGCUUCCUCUCAUCCUUGUUGUAUUACAGCUUGGACCCGAAAUCUUACCAGCAGAAAUGGCCUACAGAUGUUCCUCAAAGAAACAUCAACAUCCUGCUGUGGCACUGGCCAUUUGGCCACUCCUACAAGCUUGAUGGAGACAAAUGCCUCGAGAUGUACAACAUCAGCCGCUGUUUCCUCACUGAUGACACCUCAACCUUCUCCACUGCUGAUGUGGUAGUCUUCCACCAUGAGGAGCUGAGUAGAGGUUUGUCACCGCUGCCCUUGCACCUGGAUCGCCCAGCUUCCCAGCACUGGGUGUGGAUGUCUUUGGAGCCUCCUGUCAACAAUGCAAACCUUGCACAAUUCAAUGGCCUUUUCAACUGGACAAUGAGCUACAGAUGUGAUGCAGACAUAUCCAUCCCUUAUGGAAAGACCAUUCUAGGAGGCGAUAAGCUAGGCUUCCAGGCUGCUCUGAAUCGCUCCUGCUUUGUCAGCUGGGUGGUGAGCAAAUACCAGCCUCAUCAAGCUCGGGCUGUUGUUUACCAAAGUCUACAGACAUAUAUCCCCAUCGAGGUGUAUGGCAGGUGGAACAAGAAACCUCUGUCAAACAAGAAGCUGUUGCCCACCAUUGCAAAAUGUCUUUUUUACCUGUCUUUUGAGAACUCCAAGGCAAAGGACUAUAUCAGUGAGAAGCUCUGGAGGAAUGCCUUCCAAGCAGGGGCCAUACCGGUGGUUCUCGGCCCCAGCAGGGCUACCUACGAGGCUCUAGCUCCCCCUGGUUCCUUUAUCCAUGUAGAUGAUUUCAAGAACACAGCAGAUCUGGCUGUCUAUCUGAAGCAAGUGGCUGCAGACAAGCAGGCCAGUGAGGGGUACUUCCAGUGGCACCACACUCACCAAGUAAAAACCUACACUGACUGGAGAGAAAGGCUGUGUCAGAUCUGUGUCAAGUACCCCAGUUUACCAGUCAGUAAAGUCUACCAGGACCUGGAGAGCUGGGUUAACAGCUAAGAUUUCAUCUCUUCAUGCUUCAUACUUCGAUUGGAACUGCUGAUACUGCUGGGUUACCACAUGCAAAUUUGAACUACCAUUCAGUGACAUUUUAAUGUAAGAUUCAAUGUGUUUCAGUCAGCCAUGCAAUUUUGAUAAACAGUGGGGAACUGCAAACAAAGUAAACAAAUCUCAAGUGGCCGUCGCUGGUUAGGUUGGUUGUGCAAUAUACAAAAAAGCGGAAGUAGGAACUUUUGUGUACCCAUAAAUAACCAUGUUCCAUUUUAACCAACCACAGAUGCAAGCUUCUUUUUAAGACAAGCCACUGAAAACUGUAAACUAUCAGGGCCUUAUCAAUAUUCUCUUCCUGAAAUGCCUGCUCAUCAUAAAACAACAAAAUUAGUUUUCUUUAUUUUCUUGUCCCUGUGGCUCAGGGCCUCAGUCAGCUUCAAACGGAAUACUUCUUAGAUCAUCUCCUGUUUAAUGGUUAUGUUUGGGCAAGUUUGGACAACUGAAACUACUUGGUUAAGCAAAACUAACUUUAAAUGGAAGGAAAUAAUAUUAACAAUGAGUUUACUUGUGUAGCCCUCUCAGUGUAUUUAUGAAGUGCUCCAAGAAAGUACACGAGAUGCAGUAAUUAAAUCAUACAGUUAAAGGAAAAACUGGAUAAAGGAAACAGAAUCAUUUUGUGAACAGUAGAUAGUGAACAGUAAUUUACUCCACAGGUUAAAUUACUAUUGCCUAUGGUAACAAAUAGACUUAGGAGCUGCAAGAAAAGCCUACUGCCAAUCUAAGCGUGUACCCUUCCAUAGUGGGCUCAGCAGGUCAGAGAUGUAGCUUGGCGGUAUAUUGUAAGUGGUUGAAAUUUUGAACAGUGUACUGGAAGAAAUGGGAAACCAAUUGAGGAGGGCUGAAUUUGGUUUUCUUCUCUUAGUUCCAGUUAAAAGCUGAGCAGCUUCAUUUUGGACCAGUUGCAGACAAUUUACUGUUUGUUGUUUGACCAAAAUCUCCUGUUUUAAAGACAGACUUUUUGUGCAUCUCACCCUUCUCUCUUAAGUGCUCAGUAUGCUUCAGACAUAGACAGCAAUAAUUUACAUUCUACGCUUAAAAAUGACACAUGGUGGGUAUUAUUUUGGUUGAAUCCACUUUGGACUUAUAUGUAUAGAUUCGAUUACUUUUUAUGCCAACAAAAUAAAUAAAUAAGGCAUUCAACAUUCAACAUUUUCCCAUCACAAUUGUAUUCACAGCCUCAAGAAAACAUCUUGCACUGGAAGGACCCGUGCAGACUCAAUCAACAUCAUGGGUCAUCUAACUUAAAGGUCACAGGUUGCAUUCCAGCAGGGCUGGUGCUGUCCUCCCUGCAGUCCUGAGCAAACUUCUGCUAAGGAGACCUCCUACCUGACCUGUGAUAUACGUGAACCAUUUGCUAGAGCCUAGUGUCUCAAAGUGGUAAAAU